Messenger RNA from Nycticebus coucang (slow loris), 4156 nucleotides. It is a transcript of the gene SACK1C, whose product is annotated as family with sequence similarity 83 member C. NCBI's taxonomy places the organism in Eukaryota, Metazoa, Chordata, Mammalia, Primates, Lorisidae. Gene Ontology annotation, biological process: epidermal growth factor receptor signaling pathway. The transcript has 4 exons. Bases 249 to 2492 code for a protein of 747 amino acids. The record is from RefSeq and is a predicted model, not a curated record.
CACUGCCACUUCCCUGGCAGGCGAGUCCCGACACAGGCAGACAGGUGGGGCUGACCUGACAGGUUUCAGAGGCCAGGGGCAAUGGGGCGGAGCAUGCCUCUGACUUAGGGUGGCAACAGUUUGGGGGCCCCACCACACACAGAGCGGUCAGGCAGGAGGAGGAACUGCUGGUAUCUUCUUCCUGCUGCUCCAGCCCAGCGUGCGGGCCAUGGAACCUGUGGGUGGGUGAGGCAGCCAGUGGGGCAGGUAUGUUUGGAGGCCGAGGACCUGGGGGCCUAGGAGUCCAGGGCAUGGCGGGACCCCUGCGAGGCCGUGUGGAGGAGCUGAAGCAGCCGUGGUGGCGGGAGAGCACGCCACUGGUGCUGAGGCACAGCGAGGCAGCCCGGCUGGCAGCUGAUGCCCUCCUGGAGCGAGGUGAGGCUGCCUACCUGCGGGUCAUCUCUGAGGAGCGGGAGCUGCCCUUCCUGAGCACCCUGGACAUGGACUACAUGACCAGCCAUGUGCAUGGGGGCCCAGAGCUUAGCGAGGCCCAGGGGCCUGAGGCCUCGGGGCCUGACCGCCUCAGCCUGCUCUCCGAAGUCACCUCAGGCACUUACUUCCCCAUGGCCUCUGACAUAGACCCCCCAGACCUGGACCUGGGUUGGCCGGAGGUUCCGCAGGCCACAGGCUUCAGCCCCACCCAGGCCGUGGUGCACUUCCAGAGGGACAAGGCCAAGAACAUCAAGGACCUGCUGCGUUUUCUCUUCAGCCAGGCUCACACGGUGGUGGCUGUAGUGAUGGAUGUAUUCACCGAUAUGGAGCUUCUGUGUGAUCUGAUAGAGGCCUCAAGCCGGCGUGGUGUCCCUGUCUACCUGCUCCUGGCCCAGGAGCACCUAAAGCAUUUCCUGGAGAUGUGCUACAAGAUGGACCUCAAUGGAGGGCACCUGCCGAACAUGCGUGUGCGGAGCACAUCUGGGGACACGUACUGCAGCAAGGCAGGCCGCCGCUUCACUGGGCAGGCCCUGGAGAAGUUCAUCCUCAUCGACUGUGAGCAGGUGGUGGCAGGCAGCUAUAGCUUCACCUGGCUUUGUAGCCAGGCCCACACUAGUAUGGUGCUGCAGCUGAGGGGCCGCAUUGUGGAAGACUUUGACCGGGAGUUCCGCUGUUUGUAUGCUGAGUCACAGCCUGUGGAGGGCUUCUGCGGUGGUGAGGAUGCACUGACUCCCCGGGUACCACCUCCUCCCACAGACGCCCUGGUCUUCAGGCCUGACAUCCCAAACUCUACAUCUUCCUCACCCUCCAGUACCAGCCUCAGCAGCAUCAAGCGCUCACCUCUCAUGGGCCACUCCUCCUACCUCGCUCUACCAGGAGGUGGUGGCUGCAGUGAUAUGGGUAUGGGGUCCUCAUCCCCAAGCCCUGCCCACCAUGAGGCCAGUGGCCAGCCCUCCCUGCAUAGCCAGCUGUCUGACCCUAACCGUGGCUCCCCUCCAGGGUUCUACAGGGCCAACCUGGGCAAACUGGGGGCACACCCAUGGUCCCAGUCCUCCCCUGCCCUUAAUCACAAUGGCACCAGCUCCUUGACCCUGGCAGUGGGGUCACCUCUGCUUCACCGCUCCCGGCCCCUCUUCUACUUCCCCCGGGGUGUUCCAGUUCUGUCCCAGCUCCCGGAGAAUGGGCUCCCAGGAAGCCAGGAGCCUAGCCCCCAACGAGAUCGCCAGGUACCUAGCAAAGCUCCGGAAACAGUGGAGAAGAAGCCAUCUCUGAGUCAGAGCCAUGGCCAGCUGGAUCUCCUUGUCCCCUUCCCUAGAACCCGAGAACCAGUAGACCCUAACCCUAGGGUUUCCCCUAACUCUGGCUCCCUUCGGCCUGGUGAGCAGGCCCCAGAAGACAGAAGGUUGUUCCCAGGCCAGAGUGACAGCCAGCUGGAUCUCCUGCCCCGGGCUCAGAGUGCAGGGGUUGCCCCUGAGUCAGGUUCCUUUAGACCUGGUGAUCAGUCCCCAGAGGACAGGAGGCUGUCUCUAAACCAUAGCCAUGGUCAACUGGACCUCCUGGUGCAGUACCCCAAGGUCCAGGGCUUCAGAGUAACUCCUAUAGCCAACUCCUCAUCCAGGCAUCCAGCCAAGCAGCAUCCAGAUGAGCGACGACAGACCCUGGGCCACAGCCAGCUUGAUCUCAUCACAAAGUUCGGCCCGUUCCGGGCAGAGGGGCCUGGGCCAGGUGGUCUCCCGGGACCAAGCCCUGCUCGCAUGGCUGCAGUGGGCUCUGGGGAGAAGCGACUGACUCUGGGCCACAGCAAGCUGGAUCUCAUCACCAAGUAUCAUCAGUUACAGGGUGCCAGGCAGGGACCUGAGCCGGGCCUCCUUGGGGGUCCCACAGGUGGCCAUCGCAAUGGUAGUAGCAAUGACCUGUUUAGGGAUGAGAAACGGCUGACCUUGGGCCACAGCAAACUGGACCUCAUAACUAAAUACAACAAGUCCAAGUUCAAGCUGCUCCGAAGUCGCUUUGAGUCCUAGCCCUGCUUCUGGCAAGGACAGGUCCCUCCUCCAUCCGCUAAGACUCUGGACUUGCUCAGGUCCCAAACUCUGGGUAAAGUUGGUGUCUAAAAGCCCAGGUCAGGCACACUUUCUGGGCUUAGGUUUUUUUUUUUUUCUUGAGACAUGGCCUUGCUCUUUCACCUGGGCUAGAGUGCCAUGACCUCAGCCUACCUCACAGCAACCUCAAAUUCCUGGCUCAAGCGAUCCUCCUGCCUCAGCCUCCCACGUAGCUGGGACUACAGGCACCCACCACCACACCUGACUAAUUUUUCUAUAUUUAGUAGAGAUGGGGUCUUGAUCUUACUCAGUGUGGUCUUGAACCCCUGAGCUCAAGGGAUGCUCCCACCUCAGCCUCACAAAGUGCUAGGAUUACAGAUGUGAGCUACCACGCCUGGCCUGGGCUCAAGAUUCUUGCUUAUACAAGCACGAGCACACACAAACACACACACACAGGGAAAUGAAACCCACAGUUAUUGGGUGCCAAUUGCAUGCCAUGAUGCUGGGCACUUCACACCAGGUAGUAUCUCCUUCUUUAUCCUCAAAACAGCCUACACAACGGACCACUUGUAGGUGCGUAACUAUAGGAUAAUAGAUGUUAUCCUGCCUUAGAAGCUGAGGCUUAGAGAGUUUAAAUGACUUACCUGGAGUCAAGUCCAAGCUGAGUAGGGACCUAGACCUGUGUCUAAAGAUUGUCUUUUUUGCACACAAGAUACAAUAUCCACAAUUCACACAUCCCCUUACAUACAAAAUACGCACAUUACAGAAAUGCCUCAAAGUCCAUUAAUAUACACAGCACGUUGACAGGGCACAUAUACACAAACUGCACAACCACAGCCACAUACAGUCAGUACACAGAGGUCCAUGCGAGAAGCCAGAAUACUCAGAAUUUUAGUUGCAGGUUCUCAAUAAAUGUCAUUUGGCUAAAUGAAUGGCUACACAGGGCGGUGCCUGUGGCUCAAGGAGUAGGGCGCCGGUCCCAUAUGCCGGAGGUGGCGGGUUCAAACCCAGCCCCGGCCAAAAACCACAAAAAAAAAAAAAAAAAAAAAAAAAGAAUGGCUACACAAAACACCUGCAUUCAGUGUACACUGUGGACAGCCUCAGGAUCUACAACCUAUAAAUUUGCCCAUAAUCUGCCCCACCCCACACAUACACCCAACCGGUAUCUUCUUGAACCUAAGCUGUGUCCAGCCCUGCUCAGGACAUACCACAGGGCUGACAAGUAAAUCAGACAGAGACCCUAAGGACAAGGAUAAAAUGCAUAAGCCGUUUGGAGAACAAGUCAGAGCUGCAUGAAGUUAAAGGCUAACCAGUGACAGUCUGAAGAUGGUGCAGGAAAGUUUCUUAGAGGAGGCAGCCUUUGAUUCAGGCCUUGACGCAUGAGGAGGUUUUGGACAGAGAGGUGAUAGAGGAAUUUUUGGUAUAGGGAACUAGGUGAAGAGAUGACCAAAAGAGGACUGAGGCAAACUGGGGAGGACAAGUGGAGCAUGUGGAUAAUCACAUACAAACGCACACACACUCUCAUCCUCAUCUGCAUCUUGCUGUCUCUUGAAGUAUGGACUGUAACAGUGAGCCCACUUCCUGAGCUCACUGCCUGCCUGGAACAGUACUCAUGAUACAAAUCAAUAAAGCAGAUAUGACUAUGA